AUGCGCUAUAAGUCAGGAAUACGGAACAACAACAAUAACAGUGGCAAUAAUACUAAGUCACAUUAUUCAUCUAAGAACAAGAAGAAAUUCAAGCCUAAAUAUGAUUCAAGAAUACAUCUAGUAAAACAGAGGAUUAUUCAGAAACAAAGAGCACAGUUUACCUUUCAAAAUUCUAAGCUAAAAGUCAUCUCCAAUGAAGAAGAAAAAGAAGUUCAGUCAAAAUUGAAUAGACCAAAAGAAAUCGUCUCUGUGCCGAUUUCUCUUAAACCACUACAUACAACUAACAGGUUGGAUAAAGAUGAGCCCGUAACCGAAAUUUCUCCUCUUGAAUCUCAUCCAAAUAGGUUAUCUACAAAGUUUAACGUCAAUUUGCAAAAGAAAAAAUCAGAAGUGAAUCCGUUGAAUGAACAUCAUCAAGAUAAUUUGAAUAAGUCUACUUCAGACUUGUAUACAUCGACUAAGUCAAAAGAAGUAUGGUUUGAUGAUGUCCCACAAGCUUUAAUCGCACAUUCAAUGCAAGAUCAAUCGGCUACAACAAAAUCUUUAGUCAAGUCGACAUCAUUUACUGGUCCAACACGUCGUAUUGCAAUGGAUUGUGAAUUUGUUGGCGUUGGUUUUGAGGGCAAAGACGAUGCUUUAGCACGUGUUUCUAUUGUAAAUCAAUUCGGUCAUAUACUUCUGGAUACAUAUGUACGCCCAGAAGAGCGUGUUGUUGAUUAUCGAACAAAAUUCUCCGGUAUAAGAGCUCAUGAUUUACGAAAGAAUGGAUCAGCUCGGUCAUUUCAUGAUGUGCAUAAACAAGUUGCUGAACUCAUAAAGAAUCGAAUAUUAGUUGGACAUUCUAUUCUAAAAGAUCUCAAGGUUUUGAGACUCUCUCAUCCACGUCGAUUUAUCCGCGACACAUCACGUUAUCGUCCCUUCCGUGAUUUAUUCUCUGGUCGUAUACCAUCAUUGAAAGGAUUGACACAAAAAGUUCUCGGCGUUACUGUACAAGCUGGUGAACAUGAUUCAAUUGAAGAUGCUAGAGCUACCAUGCGACUGUACACAUCUGUUAAACGUGUCUGGGAAUCGAGUAAAAAGAAUCGAACUCCAACGGGCAAAAAUAUUAAGAAAGCUAUACCUAUUGAUAAACAAGGCACACUUGAUAUUAAAGAUGAAUAUGAGUCUGGAUUACACGAAGACAAGUCAAAUUCAACUCAUCAACAAGUGAUAACUAGCAGUACUAAAAGUCGAAGAGAUAAAACUUCAUUACAGAAAUCAAAACGAUGGGAUCCUCUACGGGGUCGUAAGUGUUCAAAGAACCGAUUAAAAUUUAUUAAUAAACACCGUAAAUUACACAAAAAGUAA
Heterobilharzia americana is the source of this 1347-nucleotide messenger RNA. NCBI's taxonomy places the organism in Eukaryota, Metazoa, Platyhelminthes, Trematoda, Strigeidida, Schistosomatidae. The record is from the annotation of a GenBank genome assembly.